CCCAAACAAGCUUAAUUGCUAUGUGGACCAUCCUAAUCACAUAAUCAAUGCCUCAGCUGCAUUGAAGUUCACUCAUCAAGCCCUGCAAACAAAGCAAAAGUAAAUUAUUUAAAAAACAAGGGAAACAUUUUAGUGCUUCUGUUUUAAGAUAUACAGUAUUUGACCUAAGUUUUUGAGUUAUCUUGGGGAUAGAGAUAUUAUGAAUAUUUCUUACAUCGUUAAUAUGCUCUUAUCUCGACCACAAAAAGUUGGUUUGAAUGGCUGCACAUCUUCAACGUCCUCAUAAUCAUCUUAAUUUGGGAUGAAGACUGAUUGACUACAGCAUACAUUUAGAUGAAUGAAAAUACUCCAGUGGUUCCUGUAAGUGAGUGCAGGAACAGGGAGCUACACAUUCCUACACUCAUCAAAGUAAUUACCAGAAUACUGUCUGGAGAGCAUACGCUUGGCUGCCAAUAUUGUAUUAAACUACACAUCUCUACUUCAAAGUGAAACUUUCAUUUUUUUUCUUUAAACAUCCUUGACGUGUUAGAGAGGGGCAUUUCCAGAGACUAGAAUUCCAUUGGAUCCGGGAAGGGGAGUCCUAAACCAUAGCUGAGCUCCUAUAAAUGCCAGUGAUUACCAGACCAGGUCCUCAAAUCAGAACCAUCAUAUUAGUGGAGAAGUACAGAGACGACCAUUAACAGGACCAUUUCAUAUCUGAACAUCAUUGACAAUGGGCAUCUUCAACAAAGUACCAUUGCAAUUUUUUGCUUCCCUUGUUCUUAUUUAUUCAGUGUUAAACCUAUGGAGAGGCACUGAAGGCUGGUCUUACCAUUACUCAACAAUCACUAUGAACUGGGAAUCUGCCAGACACUGGUGCAGGCAGCAUUACACCGACAUGGUAGCCAUCCAGAACAAAGAUGAGAUUGAUCACCUCAACAGUAUCCUUCCAAAAGUCGAUGGAUAUUACUGGAUAGGCAUUCGUAAAAUUAAUGGCAUUUGGACCUGGGUGGGAACUAAUAAGAUGCUUACCAAAGAAGCUGAGAACUGGGCAGAUAUGGAGCCUAAUAAUGGAAGGAAUAAUGAAGACUGUGUGGAAAUAUACAUUAAAAGAGUGCCAGAUGAAGGCAAAUGGAAUGAUGAAUCCUGCUUAAAGAAGAAGACUGCACUGUGCUACAUGGCAUCCUGCAAAGACGACUCCUGUGUCAGUGGUCAAGGAAAGUGUGUUGAAACCAUAAACAGCCAUAAAUGCUCAUGCUUUGGGGGUUUCUAUGGAGACCGAUGUGAACAUGUUGUAAAAUGCAAAGACAUCACUCCACCAGAUCAUGCUAGUGUUCAGUGCUCCCAUCCUCAUGAAGACUUCUCAUAUGACUCUCAGUGUGAAUAUUUCUGUGAGGAGGGUUAUGAACUAAUAGGUUCCAGAACGACAAGAUGCACUUCUACCACAGAGUGGUCAAGCAAACCACCAACCUGUGAACUUGUUCAAUGUCCAGUGUUGACCGAACCACAGGAUGGCCGAAUGCAGUGUCACCAUCCAAUGGGCAUCUUUAGCUACCAAUCCACCUGUGAGUUUUUAUGUGUAGAAGGAUACACACUGCGAGACUCCAGCUCCUCUACACUGUUCUGUGGGGCAAAAGGACGCUGGAACGAUUUGCAACCCACUUGUGAAAUUGUAAAAUGCAAACCGGAGGACGUCACCCCACCAGAUCAUGCUAUUAUCCAGUACUCCCAUCCUCAUGAAGACUUCUCAUAUGACUCUCAGUGUGAAUAUUUCUGUGAGGAGGGUUAUGAACUAAUAGGUUCCAGAACGACAAGAUGCACUUCUACCACAGAGUGGUCAAGCAAACCACCAACCUGUGAACUUAUUCACUGCCCAGCCCUUGACAGUCCUGUAAAUGGAGAGCUGAGCUGCACUUCCAGUUUUAAUUAUGGGAGCAAAUGCAGCUUCAGCUGUGUUGAAGGAUUCCGACUCCAGGGAGCUUCAGAGAUCAGCUGUACAAAAACAUCAAAGUGGAGUCAGGAACCACCUCGCUGUGAAGCAAUGGUCUGCCCACAACUUCCUGAGCCAAUCAACGGGCAUAUGAACUGCUCAUCUGAAGAACCCACUUUUGGCACCGUCUGCAUCUUCAUCUGUCAUGAAGGCCACCAACUUGAAGACCCCAGUAACGAGAUAGUGAUGUGCAACUACAAUGGGAGUUGGUCAGGGGAAUUGGCAGUGUGUCAAGCAGAUCCCUCUGCAUCACUCUUCGAAGUGACUCUUGGGGUUGCAGGCGCUAUCAGCGGCUCCAGUCUGGGCUUAGUCCUCUGGAUACUGAAGAGACUGAGGAGAAAAGCUAACAAAUUUGACCUGAUCAGUACCUCGGAUACUGAGGAUCCACCACAGAUUUAUAAGAACAGUGUUGACAGUCUCAUAUAGACCAAAAUAGCAUCAAAUAGCAUACAGCAUAUAUGGACACACAACUGCCUUGCUGGACAUAAAAAUGAAUGUCAUCACAAAUGAUCUGAGACAUUUUGGAUAUAUUUACAUUAUCAGUUACUAGGCAACAGUAACUGAAUGUGAUUUCUACUUCCCAACGGAAGCUUUAAUUAUUUACUCGACUGAACAUAUUGUUCUGUACUGUUUAAAUGUCCUAUUUUUAUGUUAUUAAUAUACACAUUUGUUGUACUAUUUAUUGUUCCAAAACCGUAUUGGUCCUAUUAAACUAUUUUAACAUGUAAACCAAUAAAGUGUGACAUUUAUGACAUCAUGACUUGGUGUUUGAAUGCAUUUUCCACUUUCAGAUGAGCA
This is a messenger RNA of Sinocyclocheilus grahami, 2767 nucleotides long. Its product is annotated as L-selectin-like. The record is from RefSeq and is a predicted model, not a curated record. The transcript has 14 exons. Gene Ontology annotation, biological process: cell adhesion. Gene Ontology annotation, cellular component: membrane. Bases 713 to 2395 code for a protein of 560 amino acids. NCBI's taxonomy places the organism in Eukaryota, Metazoa, Chordata, Actinopteri, Cypriniformes, Cyprinidae.